GUGUAAAUCUAAUUUUAUGGAAAAAUAGGAAAAUGCUGUACCGGAUGCGUCUGCGAGCAUCUUCCUUGGUGUUUGGUGGUGCAGUGAGCCUUGCAACACUUGUGCUGCUCUACCAGGUCUUAAGCUUACCACCAGAAACCCAUCCUCCAGGAGAUGCAAAGGAAAUGCGCUCUCUCGAAUCUCGCCUGCAUAGACUGGAAAAUGAUAUACAAUCAAAUCAUCACACCAUCCAAGAGAUUAAAGAUUUGGUUCGACAAUUGGGCAGUGCCAACAUCAAGGCAAAUGGUCUUCUAGGACCAAGUGAUUCUAUUAGUUUACCAAACAAAUUUGCAAGGAAUAGUCUUAAUGCAAUGAAUGUGAAUGAUAUAAAUGGGCAGGAAGUUCCCCAAAAGAGUGCCUCUGUUGUUAUACAUCACAAUAAGACCUUUGCCAACAUUGCCCAAGAUGACUGUAUAUUUGGACAAGCAGCUGCAUCACCUGUUGAUAUUCAGAUGGAAGAUGUCUACAACAUUCUGAAAUUCGACAACCCUGAUGGUGGCGCUUGGAAACAAGGGUGGAACAUCCAGUAUGACGAAUCACAAUGGACACCUGAUAAGAAACUAAAAGUCUUUGUUAUUCCACACUCUCAUAAUGAUCCAGGUUGGAUCAAAACUGUAGAGCAGUACUUCAGUGAUCAAACAAGACAUAUACUUGAUCAUAUGGUGCAGAGGUUACCACAGGAUCAGCGACGCAAAUUUAUUUGGGCUGAAAUGUCCUACCUCUCCAUGUGGUGGGAUCAGCAGCCUGAGAGCGUCAAGGAUGUUGUAAGAAGCCUAGCCGAUCGUGGUCAGCUGGAAAUAGUUACUGGUGGAUGGGUGAUGAAUGAUGAGGCAAAUACCCAUUAUUUUGCUAUGUUGGAACAGAUGGUUGAAGGGCAUGAGUGGGUUAGACUUAACCUUGGAAUCAAGCCAAACAAUGGCUGGGCCAUAGAUCCAUUUGGGAUGACUCCCACCAUGGCCUACUUGCUGAAACGCAUGGGCCUGGAGAAUAUGCUUAUCCAACGUGUGCAUUACUCCGUGAAGAAACACUUGGCAAGAGAAAAGAGCCUAGAGUUUAAAUGGCGACAGAUCUGGGACACAGGUUCAUCAUCAGAUAUGUUUUGCCACAUGAUGCCCUUCUACAGCUACGACAUACCCCAUACUUGUGGCCCUGACCCAAAGAUUUGCUGUCAGUUUGAUUUUCUGCGAAUGUCGGGAUCUGGCGUUACUUGCCCAUGGAGAGUUCCUCCACAGCCUAUUACCAGUUACAAUGUGAAAUCAAGGGCCGAGCUUCUCCUAGACCAGUACCGGAAGAAAGCACAGCUCUUCCGCAGCAAUGUCCUCUUGGUCCCUCUUGGUGAUGAUUUCCGAUAUGUACGUGCCGAGGAGUGGGAUAACCAGUACACCAAUUACCAGAAGCUGUUUGAUUACAUGAAUUCCAGAGAGGAUUUACAUGUUCAAGCUCAAUUCGGCACUCUUGCGGACUAUUUCCGUGCCCUGCAUGAGGAGACUGAUUCACCAGCAGGAGAGGAACAGGGGGUCUUCCCAACCUUAUCAGGAGACUUCUUUACGUAUGCUGACAGGGAUGAUCAUUAUUGGAGUGGUUAUUAUACUACACGACCAUUCCAUAAAGGUUUGGAUCGCAUACUGGAAGGAUACUUAAGAGGUGCUGAGAUCUUGUACUCCUCAAUGCUCGGAAGUCAGAGUGCAAUAAACACACCAAUGCCUGAGUUAGCAAACCUCCUGAUGUCUCGUUUGGUGGUGGCUCGCAGAAAUUUGGCUCUUUUCCAGCAUCAUGAUGGCAUUACUGGAACUGCUAAAGAUCAUGUUGUUGUGGAUUAUGCAAAGAAAAUGUUGGAGAGUAUCCACAAUUGCCAGCAUGUGAUUCAGCAGGCAGCUCAUUAUCUUCUUUCAUUUGAACAGCGGAGUUAUAAUGCCAAUGCAGGAUCAGUUUACUAUGAAUUAGGGGAAAAGUUCCUGGAGCACAACAAGUUAGCAUCGCACAUGAUUGUGGCACUAAGAGAUGGUUCAUCGGUGCCAAUAGUCAUCUACAACCCACUGGCACAGCGCCGUCAGGAGCUCUUCACAAUUAGAACAUCAAGUCCAUAUGUGGAAAUAAUUGAUAGCAAGGAGAAAAUGGUGCCAUGUCAGGUGGAUCCUGUCUUUCUUAAAUCAGAAGUAUCGCAGACAAUGUUUGACAUCACUUUCUUGGUUGAUGUACCAGCUCUGUCACUUAUGACAUACACCAUUAAAGCCAGAGAACCAGGAACUGUUAACCCCAAGAUGGUCAUGUUCUCUGAUGUGAUUGUGCGACACACGGUAGCACCUACAGUACCAAGUGUCUUCAAUGUAAUUGAGGAAAAGGACACCAACCCAUUUUCAGUGCAGACAGAUCAAGUCGAAGCUACAUUUAGCAGUAAUGGCUUACUCCAGGCUGUGACAAGACAAGGGCAGACAAUUCCAGUCUCUUUGGAAUUUGUUAAAUAUGGAGUCAAGAAUAAUCGGGAGACUAGUGGUGCAUACUUGUUCCUGCCAGACAAGGAGGCAGUGCCAGUUGACAUAGGCAGGGCUGGCGUUAUGCUCGUCAAGGGACCUCUUAUGUCAACUGUGUCCAUGCAGUUGAAAAAUGUCCAUCAUGUUGUCAAGAUCAAGAAUUCCCCAGGUGUUGAUGGCAUUGGACUUGACAUCAGUAAUCAUGUUGACAUCACUGCAGAGCACAAUUUCGAGUUUGCCAUGAGGCUAAACACAGGAAUAAAGAAUGACAAUAUAUUUUACACAGAUUUGAAUGGAUUCCAGAUUAUCAAGCGAGUGAGGUACGCAAAGCUACCCCUUCAAGCAAACUACUACCCAAUUCCAUCUCAAGCUUUCAUCCAAGACAAAGACUUCCGCCUCUCUCUCAUCUCUGCUCAGCCUCUUGGUGGUGCCUCCUUGCAAAGUGGACAGCUGGAGAUCAUGAUGGACCGCCGCCUAAACCAGGAUGACAACCGAGGUCUUGGCCAGGGUAUCCUAGACAAUCUCCACACUUCCAAUAACUUCCGUGUUUUGGUCGAGCCAAGGAUCUCCACCAAGGAAUCUGGUCCAGCUCAUGAUGGUCCUGCAGCUUUCCCAUCGCUUGUGGCUCAUGCAGCAACCAACACCCUUCUUUAUCCAGUCUACUCUUUGAUACCAGUGUCCAAGGUGGGUCCCAUGCAUUCAUCUUGGACUGUUGGUGGGGAACUGCCUUGUGAUGUCCAUAUGGUCAACUUGCGCACCAUGUUAGACCCUCCAAGUACUACAGGUGCUCAGAGAUUGCAACAUCCUGCAGGCAAGACCACAUCCCUCACACUGCAUCGUCUGGGUUUUGACUGCGGUUUGAAAUCCCAGGGACUUUCAUGCUCUACAAACGGAGGAAAGGUUCGCUUGUCAGAAGUGUUCCCCAACAUGUUCAGUGAGCAGGUGCACCAGAUGUCGUUAUCUAUGUUAUAUGAAGGUGUUGACAUGACAAAGUCAUACACUUUGUCCUUACAGCCCAUGGAGCUUUAUACAUUCAGACUUCUUCUUAGCUAGCUAAUAUGAAACUUUCUUUUGCUGUACUGUUCUCUGUGUUGGGCAGCAUUGUUAUUUUAUAGAUAAGUUGUUUAUAGUUUUCUUAUUACUUUACAUUGAACCUUUUGAAUGCUGUUUAAGUAUUAGUGUUUGUUAUGUUUUUUUUUUGAGUGAUUUUUUAAGUCAUUAGAAUCACAGAAAAAAGUGAAAUUUAAAAGUAGAGUAUGUAAAACUGACACCUACAAGGGUGUGAAAAUACUUUUUUUUAUUGUAGUUGCUGUAGGAGCUAUGCCACACUUGUAUGGUUGUAUUAAUAGUUUUUUUUUUUAUGGCAGUAAUGCUUCUUGGGACCAUCAAUGUAGAAUUGAAUUUAGUUAGUUUGUUUGUUUUUUGUUGUUCUAAUUUAGGGAAAAAAAUAGGGAGGAAACUUGUGUAUUCUUUUUUGGCAUAAAAGAGAUAUUUUUUGUGCAGGGGUGCAUGGCCAUGGUGUUUACAAGGUCUGAUAUAUGAUGCAUGUUCACUAGGAGUAUGACAAUAACAAAAAGCAAGUGAUUUACAAUAUUUGCAAGCAGCAGCAUUUGGAAAGUGAAGUACUGUAUUUCAGAUUUGCUUGUUUCUUUCUAUGAUGAAUGUGAAUGGAAACAGUACAAACUGCUUUGGAGUGUUAUAUGUCAUGAAGCUACUACUCAGGAAAAGGACUAGGAACGGAUUAUGAUCAUGUCUGUAUUACUUCAGUGCAGGAUUUCAGAUACAUAAAUCAAAAUGCAGGUUUGUUACACUGAAUGUUUUGAAUGUUACAAACAUUUUAGCUCCAAUAUUGCCCUCAAUAUUAGAGUAGCCAUCAAAAAGUUUUUAGAUGACAGUUGCUAUAGAAGUGUUGUAGCAGGUGGUGUCUUGUAAUUCACUUCGAAUAACUGUGAAAACAGGUAUGGUAACAGUAUCGUAAAUAUUUCGUAAAACUCUUGGUAGCAAUCUGUAGAGUGCACCUUUUACGUAGAUUUUUCAGUUGAAAUAUUUUUUGUGAUUAAUUUCUUUCUUUUUUAUUUUUGUUUGCCCUAUAUUAUACAUGAUACUGCGGACAAGUAUGACUUCAGCAUUCCUGAUACACCCAAGACCUGAUUUUUAUUGGCUUGGACAGAUGUAAAUCUUUCAAAACAUGGAAUAUGGGGCAGGUACAUAUUUGCAUUGUGUAAUGCAUAAUAAUCACUGUCUGGCUUCAACAUUUUUUCUGUAGACAGAAUUUCACAGCACUUUUGAUCUGCAUUUGUGAUAAUUGACCUUUGACUUUGCACUGAUUUGAAUUGAUGAAUCAUAAGAGGCUGUUUGCUAUGCAAUUUUAAUUCAUUAUAUUUCAAUAUGGAGGAUCAUUGCCAUUAUAUAAGCAAUAAAGGUGCAUGUCUGUCAAGUGGUUCUUUUUUAAGGAAAAUUGUUUUAUUUUGAGUAUAUAAGCAAAAUUAUUGUAAUAUGCCAGAACGUCAAAUUAAAAUUAAUAGAUAUACUAAUGAUAAAACUUUUUUAAGAACCAAUGCUAAAUUACUGAGCAGUGCUUCUCUUCAUAAUUUUGUUGGAUAUUUCUGUUUUAUGAAUUAUUAAAAAGACAACCUUGUUCUUGUCUUUUUCAAACUGUAGGUAGAUUUUGGCUAGUGAGUUUUUUCUUAAAUUUGGAAGAGGUUGUGUUUGUUAUAAAGCACAUGAUAUAGUUUUUGUGUUGAUAAUAAGUAUCAA
Penaeus monodon (black tiger shrimp) is the source of this 5267-nucleotide messenger RNA. Its product is annotated as alpha-mannosidase 2-like. Bases 33 to 3563 code for a protein of 1176 amino acids. Lineage: Eukaryota; Metazoa; Arthropoda; Malacostraca; Decapoda; Penaeidae. The record is from RefSeq and is a predicted model, not a curated record. Gene Ontology annotation, cellular component: Golgi membrane. The transcript is spliced from 23 exons. Gene Ontology annotation, molecular function: alpha-mannosidase activity; carbohydrate binding. Gene Ontology annotation, biological process: protein deglycosylation; mannose metabolic process; N-glycan processing.